AUGUCACAACGAAUAAGAGAUACUACGCUCGCCAGCGGCUUCACAAAGACGAUACAUAGCAAACCCACUGCUGCCCUGGACCCGGCCUCCAACAAACUGCCAAAGCCACUCAACGUACUCAUAGUUGGCGCGUCUCGCGGGAUAGGAGCCGGUAUUGCCCAUGCCUACGCGCAAGCAGGUGCUGCGUCUCUCCUCCUGGCAGCGAGGUCAUCUUCAAGCCAGGAACUAGCGACAGUCGCACAAGAAGCCAAGAACUUGAACCCGUCGCUUGCGAAGGAUGUCAAACAAGAAGUCGGAAGGCUGGACAUUGUCAUUAUCAAUUCAGGAUACUCAGGACCGGUAGUGCUGAAAGUCGAGGAAGGAGAUCCACAGGAUUUCCAAGAUGUGUUUGACGUCAACGUACAGGGUACAUACCUUGUUGCGCACCACUUCAUUCCGAUACUGAAGGAAAGUGAUGGUGCUAAAACCUUCAUCGCUAUCAACUCCUUUGGAGCAUGUAUCGUAAACGGGCACAUUGCGAACACAGCAUAUUGUAUUUCGAAAUUCGCGCAGGCACGUCUUGUCGAGUUCCUCUCGGAGCAGUACGGUGCGGAUGGUAUAUUGGCUGUUGCUGUACACCCUGGCGCUGUCAACACGGAGAUGGCAGACAAGACUACGCCCGAUAGCUUUCGACCUUACCUCACAGACGAUAUUGGUCUCGGGGGCGCUUUUUGUGUUUGGUUAAGCACCGAGAAGCGGAUGUGGUUGAACGGCCGAUUGCUGGGUGCGACAUGGGAUAUCGACGAAUUGCUAGGAAAGAAGACACAGAUAGAGGGACAAGACUUGCUCAAAUUUGGUUAUAGGGUAGGCGGAGUUUCGGCCGCAGGACAAGGCGCAUAA
Alternaria arborescens is the source of this 879-nucleotide messenger RNA. RefSeq lists its product as hypothetical. The transcript is spliced from 3 exons. The coding region runs from base 1 to 879 and encodes 292 amino acids. Lineage: Eukaryota; Fungi; Ascomycota; Dothideomycetes; Pleosporales; Pleosporaceae. The record is from RefSeq and is a predicted model, not a curated record.